Molecule: messenger RNA, 2052 nt
Organism: Cuscuta epithymum
Lineage: Eukaryota; Viridiplantae; Streptophyta; Magnoliopsida; Solanales; Convolvulaceae
Source: the annotation of a GenBank genome assembly
CGGAGCAUUGGAGUGACAAAUGAUGGGCCGGGCUGGGCUGGGCUGGAAUGUAGGGAGAUUUGGGACAUUGCCGGCUGAAUAGGUCCACUCGUUCGCGGAAGGGAUGGGGAUCUCACAUGUGCCAGGAUCCUAGUUCGCCGGUCUUCCAGGCAUCAACUAUCGGAACUCUAUCUUCUUUCGUCCCCAAACGCUUGGUUGGACCCAUUCACCGAUCAAAAAUAGAUCCCCGGAAUCAUGUACAGAGCAGCGGCUUCUCACGUCAGAGCCCUUAAGGGUCGGGCCAGUAAUAAGGUGGUGACCAGAUUUGCAAGUUCUUCUGCAUUAGCAACGAAACCAUCCUCUGCAGGCUUAUUUAGUUGGUUAACUGGUGAACGGUCUACUUCCCUUCCCCCUCUAGAAUUUCCACUAAAAGAUGUUACCCUGCCGCCCCCAUUACCUGAUCAUGUUGAGCCAGGGAAGACACAAAUUACUACAUUGCCGAACGGCAUCAAAAUAUCUUCAGAAACUUCAGCGAGUCCUGCUGCAUCUGUUGGGUUAUAUGUCGACAGUGGAUCAAUCUAUGAAACACCAGACUCAUUUGGCGCAUCACAUCUAUUGGAACGAAUGGCCUUUAAAAGCACAUUGAACCGUAGCCACUUGCGUAUUGUGCGAGAAGUUGAAGCUAUUGGUGGUAGCGUUCAAGCAGCUGCCUCACGAGAACAAAUGGUAUACACUUAUGAUGCCUUGAAAUCAUAUGUUCCUCAAAUGGUGGAACUGCUUAUAGAUGCAGUGAGGAAUCCUGCCUUUUUAGAUUGGGAAGUCAAAGAGCAGCUUGAGAAGAUGAAAAAUGAGAUCGCAGAAUUCUCUAAGAACCCACAAGCUUUACUUUUGGAGGCAGUUCACUCCGCUGGUUAUGUUGGACCUUUUGCAAAUCCACUUAUGGCUAGUGAAGCCUCAAUUAACAAGUUAGAUGGCACUGCUUUGGAGGAAUUUGUUGCUGAGAAUUACACUGCUUCUCGCAUGGUGCUUGCUGCAUCUGGUGUUGAGCAUGAAGAACUGUUGAGGAUUGCUGAACCAUUGCUUUCUGACUUGCCUAAUGUGCCUCGGUAUGAGGAGCCUAAGCCUAUAUAUGUAGGAGGUGACUACCGUUGUCAAGCCGAACAAGGGAUGACUCAUUUUGCCCUUGCUUUUGAAGUUCCUGGUGGCUGGCAUAAGGAAAAGGAUGCAAUGAUUUUAACAGUGCUUCAGGCUUUGCAGAUGCUUAUGGGAGGGGGUGGCUCUUUCUCUGCCGGUGGCCCUGGAAAGGGAAUGUACUCAAGGCUAUACCUCCGUGUCUUGAAUGAGUACCCACAAGUCCAUGCAUUCUCUGCAUUCAGCAGCAUUUACAAUAGUUCCGGAUUAUUUGGCAUUCAGGCAACCACUUUUUCUGAUUUUUCAUCAAAAGCUGUUGAUAUCGCAGUUAAAGAGCUGACUGCCAUUGCAAAUCCUGGUGAAGUUGACCAAAGUCAGCUUGAUCGUGCUAAACAGGCAACAAAAUCCGCCAUUCUGAUGAACUUAGAAUCCAGGAUGGUUGCAUCAGAAGACAUAGGCAGACAAGUUUUGACAUAUGGCGAGAGGAAACCUGUUGACCAUUUCUUGAAAGCAAUUGAAGAAGUUUCAGCAAAGGAUAUUGCAUCAGUUGCCCAAAAACUUAUAUCAUCUCCUCUCACCAUGGCUUCUUAUGGAGACGUUCUUAAUCUUCCAAGUUAUGACAAUGUUAGCAGCCAUUUCCGGUCCAAAUAAUUUCCUCAGCUGCAGAAUCGGAAACUCAGAAGUUAAUAACUUUUUUUUUUUGCACAUUUGGAAGUUUUUGAGCUACUCUUUGGCCAUAUAUUUAUGGGAAUAAUCAAUCUUUUAUAAUAAUUGAACCUUAGUUUGUGUCUAGCAAAAUGCGUAAACUUGAUUAUUUUAUGAUUAUUACAUUGCAAUUGUUUCGUGAAGUACUAGUUUAUCUUUGUGAAAUGCUGGAUGCUUGAUAUGACUUGAAUGGAAAGCUAUUGGUUCGUUGGAAAAUACGAAGGGGAAGUAUGGGAG